ACUGCCUCGCGUCUCCUCUCCCGCACGGCAGCCUCGGUCUCUUUCUCCCUCUCUCCUUUGAAAACUGAUCUUUGGCUCUUAGUGUGAAAGUGAUUUGAAUUUGGCUCGGCGGCGCUCUGCGCCUGCGCUCAGCCUCUGGCAUGCUGGCUUCUUCCAAGCAGCUGUUUUGGGUUUGAAAUUCCAACAUGGCAGAGGCUGCAGUCCGUCUUCCCUUCAAAAACUUGGAAUGAUUUCAAAUCAUAGGCACCUUCACUUAACCCCGGCUUCCAUUCAUCAGCAAACACAUCGGAUCGAUGCUACGCUAACCUAUCGGGUUCUCGCUCCGCGCGUUCAGGUUAAAUGAAUACCUGACGAAAGGGCCCACGUUUCAAGGCAGUGACAUUUGAUAGCUGAGAGGAAAAGUGGCUUUAAUGAAAAGCAACCUUUGGAAUUCCUGCUUGUGAGAAAUCCAAUUCAGCUUUUUGUGCUGCCAGCAAGAAAUGAUCAGUAGCACCAGUGUUUAUGGCUUGAAGAUGCAGUGGACGCCGGAGCACGCCCAGUGGCCAGAACAGCACUUUGACAUCACCUCCACCACGCGGUCUCCCGCCCACAAAGUGGAAGCCUACAGAGGCCACUUGCAGCGCACCUACCAGUACGCCUGGGCGAAUGAUGACAUAUCUGCCCUGACUGCGUCCAAUCUCCUAAAGAAAUAUGCAGAGAAGUAUUCUGGCAUUCUGGAAGGUCCUGUGGACCGACCUGUGCUCAGCAGCUACUCGGAUACACCAUCAGGACUAGUGAAUGGCCGGAAGAAUGAAAGUGAGCCCUGGCAGCCUUCCUUGAAUUCCGAGGCCGUGUACCCCAUGAACUGUGUCCCGGAUGUUAUCACUGCCAGCAAAGCUGGAGUCAGUUCAGCCCUCCCUCCAGCAGAUGUCUCUGCGAGUAUAGGGAGCUCUCCUGGGGUGGCCAGCAACCUGACUGAACCUAGCUAUUCAAGUAGUACCUGUGGAAGCCACACCGUUCCCACUCUUCAUGCAGGGCUCCCAUCUCAGGAAUAUGCCCCAGGAUACAACGGGUCAUAUUUGCAUUCUACUUACAGUAGCCAGCCAGCACCCGCACUUCCUUCACCUCAUCCAUCCCCUUUGCAUAGUUCUGGGCUCCUACAGCCACCACCACCACCUCCUCCGCCACCAGCCCUGGUCCCAGGCUACAAUGGGACUUCUAACCUCUCCAGUUACAGCUAUCCCUCUGCUAGCUAUCCUCCUCAGACUGCUGUGGGGUCUGGGUACAGCCCUGGAGGUGCGCCCCCUCCCCCUUCAGCAUACCUGCCUUCAGGAAUUCCUGCUCCAACCCCCUUGCCCCCCACUACCGUUCCUGGCUACACUUACCAAGGUCAUGGUUUAACACCUAUUGCACCCUCGGCUCUGACAAACAGUUCUGCAAGUUCGCUCAAAAGGAAAGCUUUCUACAUGGCAGGGCAAGGAGACAUGGACUCCAGUUAUGGAAAUUACAGCUAUGGCCAACAGAGAUCUACACAGAGUCCUAUGUACAGGAUGCCGGACAACAGCAUUUCAAACACAAAUCGGGGAAAUGGCUUUGACAGAAGUGCUGAAACAUCAUCCUUAGCAUUUAAGCCAACGAAGCAGCUAAUGUCCUCAGAACAGCAAAGGAAAUUCAGCAGCCAGUCCAACAGGGCGCUGACCCCUCCUUCCUACAGUACUGCUAAAAAUUCGCUGGGCUCCAGAUCCGGCGAGUCCUUCGGGAAGUACACAUCGCCCGUGAUGAGCGAGCACGGGGAGGAGCACAGGCAGCUCCUCUCUCACACAAUGCAAGGCCCUGGACUCCGUGCAGCUACCUCAUCCAACCACUCUGUGGACGAACAACUGAAGAAUACUGACACGCACCUCAUUGACCUGGUAACCAAUGAGAUUAUCACCCAAGGACCUCCGGUGGACUGGAAUGACAUUGCCGGUCUUGACCUGGUGAAGGCUGUCAUCAAAGAGGAGGUUCUGUGGCCAGUGUUGAGGUCAGAUGCGUUUAGCGGACUGACGGCCUUACCUCGGAGCAUCCUUUUCUUCGGACCUCGGGGAACAGGCAAAACGUUAUUGGGAAGAUGCAUAGCUAGUCAGCUGGGGGCCACGUUUUUCAAAAUUGCUGGUUCUGGACUAGUCGCCAAGUGGUUAGGAGAAGCGGAGAAAAUCAUCCAUGCCUCGUUUCUCGUGGCCAGGUGUCGCCAGCCCUCGGUGAUUUUUGUCAGUGACAUUGACAUGCUUCUUGCCUCUCAAGUGAGUGAGGAACACAGUCCAGUCAGUCGGAUGAGAACCGAAUUUCUGAUGCAGCUGGACACUGUACUGACUUCGGCUGAGGACCAAAUCGUAGUAAUUUGUGCCACCAGUAAACCAGAAGAAAUAGAUGAAUCUCUUCGGAGGUACUUCAUGAAACGACUUUUAAUCCCACUUCCUGACAGCACAGCGAGGCACCAGAUAAUAGUACAACUGCUCUCACAGCACAAUUACUGUCUCAAUGACAAGGAGUUUGCACUGCUCGUCCAGCGCACAGAAGGCUUUUCUGGACUAGACGUGGCUCAUUUGUGUCAGGAAGCAGCGGUGGGCCCCCUCCACGCCAUACCAGCCACAGACCUUUCAGCCAUUAUGCCCAGCCAGUUGCGGCCCAUUACAUAUCAAGACUUUGAAAAUGCUUUCUGCAAGAUUCAGCCUAGCAUAUCUCAAAAAGAGCUUGAUAUGUAUGUUGAAUGGAACAAAAUGUUUGGUUGCAGCCAGUGAUAACAUCUUAACAAAUGUGAUGAAUGUUGGCACACACAUAAAACCUGCUACAUAGGGAAUAGAGCCCCUUUCCAGUAGUGUUUAAAUUGCAAAGGGUACUGGGGAAAACAACAAUUAAGUUGCAUCUUCAGAGUCAGGGCAGACGUGGAGAAAAAGUGCAUCACGUGAGAGCUUCCGGUGGGAGAGCCCCAGAUGACAGAAAGCAUGUGUGGAUGCUCAGUUCAGUUCAAUCUAGACAACACUCGCCAAGGAGCAAGGUGCAAGUGUGUUGAUUUCAGAAGGACAUGAACCUCGUGUGUUGAUUCCAUUCUGCUGUUCUCGAGAUUUAGUUGCUGUCAAGUGCCUGGAGUGGUGCUUUAUUUUUUGUUUGCCUCACAAUUACAUUGGUGGCAUGUGCUAAUAUAAAGAGCUUUAACUUCAAACAUUAUUGGACUAAAGAGAUGAACGGUUGUGUUACGACAGAAAACCAGAUUUUUGCCAUUUUAAGAGCAACAGUAUUCCUCAAUCCUGUCUGUUCUGCAGUAUUAAGCUAAGAACAGGUAAAACAGGGUAACGGUAAUCUGGACCUUAAUUUCUGCAGUUCAUUUCUUUUAAUGUUCUUGUCUGCAAAAACUCAGGAAAGUGAUUGUGAUUUGUACAGUACCUCAAAGGAAUGUGUUGAAAGCACUAUGUACUGCUGAGAGUAACAGGUUAGGCGUCAAUGUUACUUUAUAUUAAAAUGUAUGUUUACCUCAACAAUUGGAAAUAGCAAGAAAAAUUUCUUUGAAUGUAUCCAGAAAAAAUACUGAAGUGUGAUACAACUGAAUAGUUACAAUUUAAAGUAGAAAUGGAAGGAUUUUUAAAAAGUUCUUUUACUAAUUAUGGGGAAUUAACCAGAGCAGAAUAAGUCUUUAUGUCAGUAACUGCAAGAGUUCUUAGUUCAUUGCUCCUUGCUAAUUAAGUGAAAAUGUUCUUAAAAGGUACACUGGUUAAUGGAAAGCUACUUACUCAGUUUGUGUUAGUGUCUAGAACAGUCAGCCACAGACCUGGUUAGGACCCUGAGAGUCAAGUCACAGUACCUAAAAACUAUGACUGCCUUUUACUGCAUAGGUGGCGGUGAUGGUGGCGGUGGUGGUGGUGGUGGUAGCGGCGGUGGCGGUGGCGGUGGUGGCGGCGGUGGUGGUGGUGGUAGUUUGCAAGUUAUCUCUUAAACUGCUGGGAAUGGUGUCAUUCUAUUCACUAAUCUAGUUUAUAGGCUUGCUGUGCUGUUUGGUAGAAUGCAGAAGAUAGCAACAAAACACAUACACACACACACACACAUGCACGCACGCACGCACACACGCAAGUAAAGCAACCAUUCAAAAAUCUGUACAUUGUACUUCCCCCUUUGACUCCUCUCUUAUCAGUGCAAUUUUGCUUCUCAUUUUGAAAUCUGGGCUGUAGUGUUCCUGCAUUCAUUUCUACCUCAGUUUUGUUUCAUUUCUCUUAGAAAGUCAGAUAGAAAAUUGGAAGUGGACACCACACACCACAAUACAGCUUUGCCAAACAUAUCACUUUGGUCUCUUCCACCUUUCUGCAGAAAUCUUGUUUCCCCAAACUCAGUCUCUAUGCUUGCUUCCACCUCAGUCCAUGCCCUAUAGCAUAUGUGGCAGUUUCUUACUUCCCUUUUCCUGGCCUGCUUCCCCCAAGUUGUUCUUUGUAUCCUUCAAUGCUUUAUGUACAGCUCCUCACGAAAGCUGGCUGCUCUCCCACGCCUCUGAACAGUCACAGGGCAGGCUGUAGCUUUCUGAAGCCACUGCCUAUGCAUAAGCAAAACAGCCUAGCAUUUUGAAUGUAUUUUUUCUGUUUUUUUUUUCUUCUUUUUAGUUUAGAGCUACAGUAACAAAACUGUUGCAAAGCACUGGCAUUAUAUGUAUUCAAAUAAGUGAUGUACAUUUAAAAAAAAUUAAAUAAAUGUAAUGAGAAGCCCCAAGAAAAGUCUUUCUGUUAUUUUUUUUUCUUCAAAAAUUUUUUUCUGAGCUCAUCCACAACAUCAAAUUCUCUGGAAUACUUCACAUAGAGAAAGUUAAGGAGGGACUUCAUAUUUUUUAAAUUGUAUGAUGUAUGAUCAUUACUGCUCUUUUAUUCAUGUUAAUAAAUAAUGAGCAAAUAUACCAGAUUUUAAUUUGCUAUGAUAUUCCAUCAACUUAAUCCGGUCAGAUAGGAAUAUUCCAUAUUAAAAAGCAGUGCCUUUCAUUAAGGAUACAAAAAAUAAUACUUCAGUGUCUCCUCUGCUUUUCACAAGUGAAUAAAUGCUGCGGGCCUGUUCUGUGCAUCCCUGUUUGUAAGGAAAUUCUAAUAUCCGCAUUAACUUGUAGGUUCAUGUUGAUCUCACUGACAAGUUUACUUUUGCACAGUGCUGACCUAUUUUCUGUCUUUUACACGUUGCAUCUCAUUUCUGCCAGUGUGCUGUAUUCACCUGAAAGCAUCUGGCAGGUUUUGUGGAACCCAGGCUUAUUUAGACAGCUUUGGAAAGUUCCACGUCAACCCCCAUUUCCGUGGCUAGUGAGACUUAAUGCCAAAUAUAUGACUGCUUUGUGGUUUUUCACACUCAUUUGUCACGCUGACAAUACAUUGAAGUCAUACAUACUGGCUUUAGCUUUACAUGGCUUAAAAAUUAGUUUGAGAUGUGAGUGGUCAAAAAUCAGUGUAUACUUACCAGAAGCUGAAGCUGUGUGUGAUUUUCAUGUAGCCUCAGGAGUUGUAGAACGUAAUCUCUUAGGAAAUGAGGCAUGUUGAAGAAAUGAAGACCUGUUGGAGGAAUUAGGGCUGAUCUUUGGAAGGAUAGUUCUCUCCUGUGGCUCUUCGGUUGUACAUGGCAGCGUAGGAGCUCGUCUGUGGACUAGCCCAAGAGUGAGCUCUUUUCUGACCAUCUACCUUGGGGCUUGCAGCAGGGCGGGGGCUACCGCAUCCUCAGAAUCUGUGUGUACAAUCAGUGAUAGGACAACUAAGUUAUCAGGCUUCAUCUUGUUGACCUCCCUUUAACUAGUAAGAAUUUCAAGAGGACUCCUAAUAAAGGUAAGGUAAACAGUCAGCCCGAAUCCCUUGGCUGUCCGGCCAGAAGAUUCAACCAGUCUGUUUAAUAGCACCUCAUUCUCAUCUUCACAACUGUAAUGACAUUUCCACAGGAACGAAAAGAAGGAAGUGAGAGUAACUACUUCAGGAGAAGAAUCAAUAGAAAUUCAGGAGGUAGUUUAUAAUGACCCAAUAUGUGACACAAAUAGAAACACUACACUUCUGGCAUGCUUCUCUCCAAAAUAUUUAGAUCAUUAGCGACAAUAUGGAAAACUUUGCUGACUGAGGUGAUCAAUGGAAUGUGAAGGCAGUAUACUUUAAGGCUAUUUACUUUCACACAGAAUGUGUAUCUAUUAGUCAGUUUGUAUUCUACUCAAAUGCAGAUAGACGGGUAUAAUGUUUUCUUGUGCAUUUGAAACCUAUCAAGGAGAAAAUAAACCAUUUCACUAAAAUACAUAGGCCAAACACCAUCUGGGCAAGUGAUAAAAGCUAUCCAGAGGCUAUGCUAUGUAUAAUAGUAAGGUCAAUUUACAUGGGUUGCAUAGUACUUGGCUAUGCAGUUCUCAAAAGAAUACAUCCAAAAAAAAAAA
Octodon degus (degu) is the source of this 6382-nucleotide messenger RNA. RefSeq names its product fidgetin, microtubule severing factor (gene Fign). Lineage: Eukaryota; Metazoa; Chordata; Mammalia; Rodentia; Octodontidae. The transcript has 3 exons. Gene Ontology annotation, molecular function: ATP binding; microtubule severing ATPase activity; ATP hydrolysis activity. The coding region runs from base 480 to 2759 and encodes 759 amino acids. The record is from RefSeq and is a predicted model, not a curated record.